Molecule: messenger RNA, 1536 nt
Organism: Gloeophyllum trabeum ATCC 11539
Lineage: Eukaryota; Fungi; Basidiomycota; Agaricomycetes; Gloeophyllales; Gloeophyllaceae
Exons: 8
Coding region: 113-1405 (430 amino acids)
Biological process (GO): protein neddylation
Cellular component (GO): nucleus; cytoplasm
Molecular function (GO): NEDD8 activating enzyme activity
Source: RefSeq, a predicted model, not a curated record
CGCUAAUUACUGACUGGGACCCGCCUUGCGCCUGUUGCACUCAAGCUGCACUUCAGAGCUAAUCCCAACCGUCCUACUCAACCGCGUCUCGUGCCCACCUGCAAUCCAAAUCAUGUUGGCCUCUGUGAACGGGAACUCAUCCUCGAGUGAUUGGCCAGGGAGAUACUAUCAUGUGGACCAGGUACUGGACACCCCAGGUCCUCGGACAGACCCUUCAUUCCUGGCGGGCGAUGGGGUCAAGGAUUUCUUGCGCAAUCAAUGCAAAAUCCUCGUUAUCGGUGCAGGAGGCUUGGGCUGCGAGAUCCUAGCGAAUCUUGCAUUGUCAGGAUUCAAAGAUAUCCACGUUAUAGACAUGGACACGAUCGACAUCAGCAACCUGAACCGCCAGUUCCUCUUCAGGCCAAAGGAUGUUGGUAAACCCAAGGCAAUUGUCGCCGCGGAGUUUGUCAUGAACAGGGUACCAGGUGUGAAAGUUACUCCGUAUUAUGGCAAGAUUCAGGACAAGGACGAGGAGUACUACAUGCAAUUUAAUCUUGUCAUUUGUGGUCUCGACUCAGUAGAAGCGCGGCGAUGGAUUAAUGCCACGCUCGUCAACAUGGUAGACCCAGAAAAUCCCGAGAGCCUGAAACCUUUAAUAGACGGUGGCACCGAAGGAUUCAAGGGUCAGGCUCGCGUGAUUCUACCCACCAUUACGUCAUGUUACGAAUGCUCGCUCGACAUGCUUAACAAACAAACUGCAUUCCCCAUCUGUACCAUCGCAAAUACCCCACGUCUGCCGGAGCAUUGCAUAGAAUGGGCGUCAGUGCUAGAGUGGCCUCGUGUAUUCAAAGACAAGAAGAUGGACACUGAUGACCCAGAGCACAUUAACUGGCUAUAUAUUACUGCUUUGAAACGCGCUAAGGAGUUCAAUAUAGAGGGCGUCACAUGGUCGCUUACGCAAGGAGUGGUAAAGAAUAUCAUCCCAGCCAUAGCAUCGACGAAUGCCAUCAUCGCGGCAUCGUGCUGCAAUGAGGCAUUCAAGAUCGCAACAAGUUCUGCGGCAUACCUGAACAAUUACUUUAUGCUGAUCGGCACGGAAGGAGUAUAUUCGUAUACUUUCGAGCACGAGAAGCGUGACGACUGCCCGGUUUGCGGAGGCCAGACAAUGGACAUCACGAUUAGCAAGGACUGGACCGUCGACCGGCUUAUCGAGAUGCUGGUUGAGAGACAAGACAUUCAGAUCAAGAAGCCUUCGCUGUCGACGCCGACGAAGCAGAUAUAUUUCCAGGCGCCGCCUCAGCUCGAGGAAGCUACGCGACCAAACCUGGAAAAAAAGGUAUCGGAGCUAGUACCUGACGGGGGAGAGAUGACGAUCACCGCCACCACGCUGCCCUUCAGUCUGUCUUUGCGUGUGAAGUAUGCAUAGAAAUAACAUCCACACUCUUAAUCCUGGUUGUAGCGUUACAAUGUCGUGCAGCUCAUGUAUAGUAUAUUUCGCAACCGGCUCGUCUUGUCUCUGCACGUCGAAUUCGGUGGCGAUACAUCAUCGUGUCAUGG